AUGUUCUUCUCGACUGUCGCACUCUGGGCUCUCAUCGCCCCUGCCACGAACGGCGCUGUGUUCAUGCAGUGUUCAUCACCCGAAAUCCAGCCUAAUCUUCUGAGCGGUGUCGUCAACGCAGUCACAACUACUCUCUCCCCGGCCGCCGAGUUCAACGGUUGUCGCCAGUACUGCGUUGAGAAGAACAUGGUCUUCUCGAUCUACCAGCCUGGUCUCGCGGGCCUGCUCGCCUCGUGCUUCUGCGCCGCUCUGGAGCCCGAGGCUGAGUACGUCACCAAGGCCAAGGACCCUGCUGGAAACUGUCUUCCCGGCUCCUAUGCUGUCUCGUACCUCCCCUCAGCCCCGUGGUCGUUCACCUCUUGCGCUACUGGCUCCACUGUCUCUGGCGGCCCCCCUCCAUUCGAGAGCUACCAGAACUCCAAGUGCUUCAAGGACUGUGCCGCUUACAAGCACAUGUCUAUGGUGAGCACUGAAGACGGCAGCUACAUGUGCACUUGUGGCAACACUCUCGUUGCUGGCACUCCUGCCACCUGCGACCGCGGCGUUGCCCAGCUCUACACCACCGGUGCCACCGCCUCCGGAGUCGCCCGCCGCAACAAGAUCGCCCGUGAGGCCGCCCGCCGCAACGCCAAGCGCACUCUCUGCCCCGACUUCCAGACCGCCUGCAUCAUUCCCGGAACCGACUCGUUCGAGUGCCUCGACACCGGCAUGGAGCUCACCUCGUGCGGUGGCUGCAGUGAUGGUGUCUUCGACCCUCCUCUCGAUGCUGAGUUCACCGCCGGUGUUGACUGCACCGCCCUUCCUGGUGUCGCUGCCGGCGCUGUUUCUUGCGAGUCGGGCCAGUGUGUCAUCUGGGAUUGCGCCAGCGACUACGCCCUUGUGGACGGCGCUUGCGUUGCUCUCGGCGCCUGA
Molecule: messenger RNA, 912 nt
Organism: Trichosporon asahii var. asahii CBS 2479
Lineage: Eukaryota; Fungi; Basidiomycota; Tremellomycetes; Trichosporonales; Trichosporonaceae
Product: delayed-type hypersensitivity antigen - related protein
Exons: 2
Coding region: 1-912 (303 amino acids)
Source: RefSeq, a predicted model, not a curated record